AUGAGGAAAGUCCCAGCCCCUCCCAGGUGCCAACCUCCACUGAGAGCCCAAGCGAAGGUGAGAAUUUUGGUGGAGUUCCUGAUGGAGAAAAAGCCCAUAAGGAAGGCAGACAUGUUGAAGAUUGUCAACAAAAAGUGCAAGCUGCACUUCCCUGAGAUCCUGAGGAGAACUGCUGAGUGCUUGGAGCUGGUCUUUGGUCUUGAAUUGAAGGAAGCCAACACCAGUGGUGUUUCUUAUGAGCUCAUCAGCAAACUGGGUAUCAGUAGUGCAGGGAUUUUAAGUGGUGACAUGGAGAUGCCCAAGGCAGGGUUUCUGAUGAAUAUCCUAGGCGUGAUCUUCAUGAAAGGUAACUGGGCCACUGAGGAGGAGACCUGGGAAUUCCUGAAUGUGUUGGGAGUCUAUGCUGGGAGGCAGCACUUAAUCUUUGGGGAGCCCAAGAAGCUCCUCACUAAAUGUUUGGUGCAAGAAAAUACCUUGAGCAGGCAGGUGCCCAACAGUGAUCCUCCAUGCUAUGAAUUCCUGUGGGGUCCAAGAGCACAUACUGAGACCACCAAGAUGAAAGUCCUGGAGGUUUUGGCUAAGAGCAAUGAUUGCGUGCCUAGUGCCUUCCCUGAUCUGUAUAAGGAGGCUUUGAGAGAUGAAGCAGAGAGAGCCCAUGCCAAAGUUGCAGCCAGGGCUAGAAAUCGUGGCAUGGCCAGGGCAGGUUCCAUGACAAAGUCCACCAUCUCAUCCCAUAUCCAGUAA
Molecule: messenger RNA, 744 nt
Organism: Orycteropus afer afer
Lineage: Eukaryota; Metazoa; Chordata; Mammalia; Tubulidentata; Orycteropodidae
Source: RefSeq, a predicted model, not a curated record